AUGGAGCCUCUACGCAGUCGGGACUCGAGCGAACCGCCAGUCGACCCUGCGCAUCCUUUCAAGGGAGUCGUCGUGUGCUGCACUAGCAUCCCGCCAGACCAACGAACCCAGAUAGCAAAGAAGACGGAGGAACUCGGCGGCAUUCACAAGUACGACCUAACCCCCGACGUAACACAUCUUGUCGUAGGCGAUUAUGACACACCCAAGUACCGCCAUGUCGCCAAAGAACGAAACGAUAUCAAGGCUAUGGACGCCAAGUGGAUCGAUGUCGUUGGGGAGCUGUGGAUGAAGGAUGCCGACAUUGACUUUGCCGCUCUGGAACGAGAGUGGCAGCUGAAGCCACUCGAGACGUGCAGCGAUGUCACUGAUCUGGAGAACCAUACCGAAGCCAAGCGUGGGGCCCUGCUGCUUUGCAUGACGGGAUUCGAUGAUCCCGAGCAGCGCGCAAGCAUCAUUGACAAGAUCACCGCCAACGGUGGCGCUUACACUGGCGACCUAACGAAACGAGUCUCCCAUUUGCUAGUCCACAAACCCGAGGGAAAGAAAUACAAGGCCGCUCGGGCGUGGAACAUUCGCACCGUGUCGCUGGCAUGGCUGGAGCAGAGCAUCGAACGCGGCAUGAUCUUGGACGAGCAGUGUUUCGACCCGGCCCUGCCCCCCGAGGAGCAGGGCCAGGGCGCGUGGAACAAGGCCAACCAUCGGAGGGAACCAUUGGGGAAGAGAUCGAGAUCGGGGGUCGUGGAGGGGGGCCAGCGGAAGCUGAGGAAAACGGCGAGCAUGAAGCUUAGCAGCCAGAGAGACACGCUCUGGGGUGACAUCCUCGGCAGCAAGCCCACCGGCGAGGCCUCCGCGCCCGGGGACAGGGCCGAUAGGAUCGAGGUUCAGGAUUCUGGCGUCCACGACCGCAUGUUGCAGCCCCCCCCGGACGCGGGCAUCUUUUCGGCGUGCUACUUCUUCAUGGCCGGUUUCGAGUCGUGGAAAUCGAAGAUCCUGGCCGAGACGAUCGGCUCUCUUGGCGGCCACGUGUGUGCCACUUUCGAAGACGUCGCCUCCAGGGGGUACGAGGCCAGCCCGAGUCGCAGGUUCCUCAUCGUACCGCAAGAGUCGCAGCCAUCGACACACUUCCAGAUCCCCCUUGCGCAUACCGACAAGAUUCAGAUAGUGACCGAGUUCUUUGUCGAGAGAUGUUUACACAGCAAAGCCCUGUGCGACCCAGAUAGCCACGUAUUGGGUCGGCCCUUCCCAGUGUUCCCCAUCCGUGGCUUCGAAGGCCUCUCCAUCUGCACGUCAGGUUUCUCCGGCAUCGAUCUUCUCCACGUGGAGAAGGCCGUGAGGCAGAUUGGUGCCAAGUUCGCGGCGAGGCUCAACGACGCCACCUCGGUACUGGUGUGCAGGGCGCUCGCGGAUACGAGGAAAGAGAAGCUCAAGUUCGCGUUAGACAACAGCAUCCCCAUCGUCCACUCGGAGUGGCUGUGGGAGUGCAUAGCGACGGGCUACAACGUACCGGUGAAGACGCACAUGUUUCCUGCGCUGAAUCAGGCGGCUGAUCUCCAACCCAAGACGAGGGUUUCGGAGUCCCGGGACGAUAUGAAACUGGCCUUUCAGAGGACUCUGUCCGAGCCAGUCCCUCACAUUCCAAAGAAGGCAGCAGCCAGGCACUCAACCGUCGCCGGGGGCAUCGACACAACGGCCUUCAAAGACGACAACGAUGGCCAGAGGGCCGUGCCAGCUAUAAGCAAGAAUCCAGUCGCGCCCUUGGUAGGGCCAGACAGAGAAUUCACAAAGAUGGACUCGGCCGCAUCUCUGCAAUUUCAGACCGCCAAAACACACCAGAUGGACAGCUUCGGUGCGGGGACGGUGGCGCCGCCACUGUCGAGCGCGACUUCAAACGCGCUUAAUAGGUCAUCCACGAGCGAGUCGACGGCGAAACCCGCAAGGACGCUGGCCAGGACCGCGAGCGUUGCCGACAGCAUGGAGCCGACGCCUAUCUCUAUUGAUGUGGAGCCGGCCCCCAUCCAAGACCGGAGCGAACCGGCGCCGGCCGCCAACGAAAUCCAAACCGGGACAAGACCGGUCGAGGAUGAAGAGGCGGAGCUGAAGCGUCAGAGGGACGCGCAGAAGGCGGCCGAGAAGGAGGUCUUGACGUCGAAGCUGGCGUCCCUCAUCGACUCGAAACGCAGCGUCGAAAGCAUACCUGAGGAAGAAAGCUCGGGCCAGCAGCAGCCGAGACGCCCCCGCAAGCGUCCGUUCGGGCGGGCAAUCAGCAACGCGUCGGCGGCCUCGAGCGGGAGCGCCGAGUCUCGCAUGGACUCAAUGGGCCGCACGGCGGACGAGCACCAGCCGCCACCAUCGACGCAGAUCCAGUACCAGGACCCGGAUGCCCAGCAACACCGGGACAAGAUCAUGAGCAAGAUGCGUGGCGGGGACAGCAAUCCCUCCGCCGUCGGUCAGGGGGCGGCGGCAGCGACCAAAAAGAAGAUCACGACGAUUGGUGGUUUCGACUUUAGUGACGAGGGGAGGCCGAACACUAGGCAACUCCGGCGCAAGUAG
Messenger RNA from Colletotrichum graminicola M1.001, 2550 nucleotides. Its product is annotated as BRCA1 C Terminus domain-containing protein. Lineage: Eukaryota; Fungi; Ascomycota; Sordariomycetes; Glomerellales; Glomerellaceae. The coding region runs from base 1 to 2550 and encodes 849 amino acids. Gene Ontology annotation, biological process: DNA replication initiation; mitotic DNA replication checkpoint signaling; mitotic G2 DNA damage checkpoint signaling. The transcript is spliced from 3 exons. The record is from RefSeq and is a predicted model, not a curated record.